AACCCGAUCGGCUUCCUAGCGACAUAAAGUGGGUGUGCAGUCCCUGGUCCCGCCAUGCCGGUGCGAGUGAGCGAGUUCAGCUGGCAGCAGACGCCGGCCACGAUCUUCCUGUCGCUGCCUCUGCGGGGCGUCUGCUUGCGCGAUGCUGACGUAUUCUGUGGGGAAAGUUACCUGAAGGUUAACUUUCCUCCAUUUUUAUUUGAGGUGUUUCUCUAUGCUCCCAUAGAUGAUGAAAAGAGCAAAGCCAAGAUCGGAAAUGACACAAUUCUUUUCACAUUGUAUAAAAAGGAGCCAGUUCUGUGGGACAGCCUUUCUAGGCCGGGUGUUGAUAAAGAGAUGAUGCAGGGAAUAAGAGAAAAAUCUAUCUUGCAAGCACAGGAGAAAGCAAAAGAGGCCACAGAAGCAAAAGCCGCUGCCAAGCGAGAAGACCAGAGAUAUGCACUGAGCGUGAUGAUGAAGAUUGAAGAAGAAGAGAGAAAAAAAAUAGAAGAUAUGAAAGAAAAUGAACGGAAAAAAGCAACUAGAGAAUUAGAAGCAUGGAAAGAAUGUCAAAAGAAAUCUGACGGACAAAAAAGAGUCCAGAGGAAGGAGAAACCCCCUCAGGGAAAGCAAGCUGAAGAGACCAGAGCACUGAAACCUCAGGGUUCACCCCUGAAGGCCCCGCCCACUCGCCUCCCCACAAGAGGGAGGAAUUGGGAAAACAUAUUUCCUGAGAAGUUAAAGGAAGACAGAGCCCCUGAGCCUCGCUCCCCUGGCAGUAUUCAAAUCAGAUUCACCCCUCGAGUGUUCCCAACCGCACUUCGGGAAUCCCAAGUCGCAGAAGAGGAGGAGUGGCUGCAUAAACAAGCAGAGGCACGGAGAGCCGUGAACACUGACCUUCCUGAACUCUCUGACUUAAAAGAAGAAGAGAAAAAUCCAGACUGGUUGAAAGACAAGGGAAACAAAUUGUUUGCAACAGAAAACUAUUUGGCAGCGGUUGAUGCAUAUAAUUUAGCCAUACGACUGAACUGUAAGAUCCCAUUAUUGUAUUUGAAUCGGGCUGCUUGCCACCUCAAAUUAAAAAACCUACACAAGGCCAUCGAGGACUCUUCUAAAGCACUAGAGUUAUUGACACCACCUGUUGCUGACAAUGCCAAUGCAAGAAUGAAGGCACACGUUCGACGAGGUACAGCGUUCUGUCAACUAGAAUUGUAUGUUGAAGGCUUGCAAGAUUACGAAGCUGCACUUAAGAUUGACCCAGCCAACACAGUUGUACAGAACGAUGCAGAGAAGAUUCGGAAUAUAAUUCAAGGGACAACACUGAAGUCUUGUGACUAGAGGCACUAGGUACAGGAGUCUCUGCAAGUACUCUAGCUCUGUAAAGCACAGUGCUAGAGAGUCUUUGGAAUGGCAGAAUCGCCUGAUGAACCAUCUCCAAGGUGAAAGUGGCCUAUCUCUCAGUGCCUUUGAUCCCAGUACUGGAAAGGCAGAGGUAGGCAGGUCUCUGUGAGCUUGAGGCCAGCCAGAGCUAUACAGCAAGCAAAACACAAAAGAAAGCCAGAGAAUGGGCUGUUUGAAUCCUCCUCGGUCUUAGCACAGAGAUUGGUUGGGCUUUGGUGUUGCUGUUGGCAUAUCCGGGAUAGUCACAAAAUAGAAUUUCCACAUAAAAGAUUGUACAUAUAAAAUAUUCUUAUUAUAUUAAAUAUAGUAUUACAUUC
Molecule: messenger RNA, 1697 nt
Organism: Mus pahari (shrew mouse)
Lineage: Eukaryota; Metazoa; Chordata; Mammalia; Rodentia; Muridae
Gene: Dnaaf4
Product: dynein axonemal assembly factor 4
Exons: 9
Coding region: 55-1317 (420 amino acids)
Biological process (GO): outer dynein arm assembly; heart development; inner dynein arm assembly
Molecular function (GO): nuclear estrogen receptor binding
Source: RefSeq, a predicted model, not a curated record